AUGGAGUGUUCCCUUACAGAAUCCUACGAUGUAGGGAUUGAGGCCCUGCCUGGUGAAAGCCCUCUGGCUUUUCUGAAUCCUCUAAAAACGCUUUUGACGGCACUUUACGUGGAUUUGUUUGAGGAUCUCAUCGGCGAAGAUGCGUACAACUGCUUACUGGCCGGCAUGGUUGUCGAAGCUCGUCGUACAACCCAAGGCAUCAAACUGUCCUUCUCUGGAUAUUCUCACAAACUUGGCCUACUCAUUCGCAACGUCGUGGACUCCAUGAUCCACUUCCUGAUCCCGGGAUUAGACCGAUUUCGGUGUUUGAAAGAGGAAGUAUCACGUGAGAUCACCAACUUUGGUGCGAAGCCCGCGUACCAACAAACCGGGAUUUAUCUCACCAACUUGAUCACCGAUCGCUCAUGGAUUAACGAAGAGUUGGCAGAAGCUUUUCCUGAAGUAACCUACGAGCUACUAACAGGUUUUAUCCCAGAAUUCUUCUCACAACUAUUCAUCGAAAUCCUGGCAUACGGUAACGUUACUUUAGAGGAAGCUUUGAGUUACCGAGAUCUGAUUGAGGGAGCGUUUCUGAUGCAGUUUGGGUCCAAGCCACUAGAGUCGAAUCAAAUCACUAUGGCUCGUGAGGUCAUUUUUCCAUCACAGACGAAAGCCAUCUUCCAGAGAUUGACAAAUCAGCAGCCGACCUCGGCAAUAUGUUAUUACCUCCAAGGACCGUUACAGUCCAUACGAAAUGACACCAUCUUGAACUUGUUCUGCGAGAUAGUCCACGAGCCGGCCUUCAAUACUUUGCGUACUGAGCAACAGCUGGGGUACCUGGUUUACACCGGAGCACGCCGAUCGAAUACACUUCAGGGAUUCCGUUGCAUUAUUCAAUCGACAGCACGUCCAGAUGAGCUGGAGAAAUCAAUUGAGAACUUUUUGCUAUCCGUCAGAGACUUAUUGCUGUUCAUGAGUCCAGAAGAAUAUGACAUGCAUGUGGAUUCCCUUACCUCACGAUUGCUGGAGAAACCAAAGAGCAUGUCUGAGAAGAAUUCACGUCUAUGGUCCGAAAUAGCAUGCCAUCACUACAACUUCCAACGGCAGUCGCUGGAGGCGAGCACUUUGCAGAAGAUACCGCUUAAAGAACUAUUGGAUUUUUAUGACCAGUACAUUUCUCCCACCUCGACAAAACGCAGGAAAGUUUCCGUGCACGUGAUAUCCUCGGAGAAACACGGCUGCAAUCUAGCCGGCCUUAUGCCGUUAGUUAAGGGUGAUGUUAUCAAGGACCACAACAAAUUUAAAGAUACUUGCAAACUGAGCGAAGUUGCGCAGCCGUUCAUGACAUUGAAACCCCGGUACACUGCAGAGACGCUGGGUGCAAUGCUUUCCAAGACCACCCCAGUUACUACCUAGAUCCUUGUAGAGUGAUUGCUGCUCCUUAACAAUGUGCCAAACUCGUCUGAUUUUUAUCAAUACUUUACUGUGCACUCUACCACAUUCAACCGGCACUUCAUUCGUCAUCUUUUCAUGACGGACGCAAUAUAUUUUUCGGUUUUAUUCAUCUCCUUUCGUCAUGUGUAAAGCACCUUAAGUAUGUAUUGAAUCAGGAUUUUCUGACCAGCGUUGUUCCCAGUCAAGGAAGCAUGCUUCACGUCUUUAGCUACACUCCGAAACCUUUGUCAAGAUGGCCCAUGGAAAUCCAUCAUCAGUUGCAUCAAUUAAAGCACCUGAUUUUUGACUACGAACAUGAUGCGGCCUAAAUCCCAUCCGGCA
This is a messenger RNA of Dicrocoelium dendriticum, 1755 nucleotides long. The record is from the annotation of a GenBank genome assembly. Lineage: Eukaryota; Metazoa; Platyhelminthes; Trematoda; Plagiorchiida; Dicrocoeliidae.